Messenger RNA from Lachancea fermentati, 12339 nucleotides. The record is from the annotation of a GenBank genome assembly. Lineage: Eukaryota; Fungi; Ascomycota; Saccharomycetes; Saccharomycetales; Saccharomycetaceae.
AUGGAUAAUGAAAACCAGCUAUAUGAUCGAAUAAACGACCACUUACUGCAUGAAUUUGUGGAAUUUUGCUAUAGAUUAACAUCUGCACUGUUGAAUGAUCAGAAGGGUAUUGAGCUCGAUGCCUUUGAGAAGGAACACUUACCAGUAUUUCUUGACUUCAUUAAAGAUAGCGAUAUUCGAACGCUGGUGAUCUACUUCACUUGUGAUAAUUGCCUAAACAUAUCACAUCAUAUCCUGGAUAACAACAGCAGGGAAAAAAUCGGAAACGAUAAUAAUGUCAUAUUGAUCAUUAAAAAUAGCCCCACCGUGAACGCUAAAGAACCCAUAAACACUCAACUAUCGAUAUUGAAUAUACCACAAAAAACUGAUCUCGGUGCACUUAAUGCGCUCGUAAAUUCCGGUGUGACGUCUAUGUUCGAAACCCUUGUGCAGAAUGACACAUCUUUCGAGAAGAAGACGGCUACUGUGAAUUUGGCUCGAUCAAGAAUAGGCGACUUGUCAGCAUCCUUGCAUAACCUGCAGAAAAUCAUAACUGUACCUAAUUUACGUGAUUCAGCCCAUCCAAUGAUUAGAGACAUAGUAGAGAAGGGAGCUAAUGAGAACAACUACAGAGAAUUUUUGUCGGAUGGAGAACUCUCAGACUCUAAUUUCCUAAAUUCAUUGCAAAAGACCGCAAACAAAUGGAUUAAGCUUGCACAGUCGACAAGUAGACUAACACGGAGCAUCGACGAUGGACCCAUCGCUGAUGAAGUGACUUUCUGGAUAAAUUUAGGACACUGUCUCAAGGUUUUGGAAGAACAAAUGCGCUCCACGGAAGUUCAAAUUACUUUAUCAAUACUAACAUCUGCCAAACGAUUUCAUGUUGCUGUAAGCUUCCUUUCAGACACUGGAAUUUCAGAUCGACUAGAAGAAAUCAAUAGUUACAAUCACUUCGUGAAAGACUUUCCUGUCAACGCGCUUGAACUAGCAUCCACUUUCUCAGAUCUAUGCGCCGUGGUUAAUAAGAUGUCAUUUGAAUUUAGAAAGCUGCGACAUUCUUCAUACCCACUUUCUCGUUUGUCAAGAUUCGUUGAAAUAGUCUCGAAGGUAAUUGAUGGCAAAAUUAAAGAUCUAGCACCUGAAAUAAUGAAGUGUACCUAUGAUUCAUUCAAAGAGACUAUGGUGUCUAUCGAUUCAGUAUUAGAUGCCUGGGAAACUGCAAUGAAAGACUUAAAUAUGCUUAUUAGAGAGAUCUCCAGGAAAAGGUCAGAGAAAAUGGUUUCUUCGAAGUUAACUCUAGAAACCGACUGCCUGAGAGAAACUUUAGCGACAAUAUCAAUCUUCAGGAAAACACAUGAAGAUUUUGUAAGAUCCCUGAAAAUAAUGAAGAUGGACAGCUUUGAAAGUGAUAUUGACUACUUGUAUGAACCGAUGGGCCGUAUAGAUCCUUUACGCAUCCAGACGUCAAAAUUUAAAGAAGUUCAGAGUUCUUAUGCUCAAAGACUUAGUCUUAUAGAGAAUAAAAUUUUGAAUCAGCUUCAAGAGGAGCUAGAGAUCUGUAAAACUGCUAAGGCAAUGUUCGGUGUUUUUGGGAGAUACAGGCCCGUCAUAACAAGACCAAGCAUAAAGGCUGGUAUUAGAGAAUUUCGAAAUAUUCUAGUGAGCGCUGUUCAAAAUGAGUUAAUAAGCUUUAAAGAAAGACUUCAAAACCAUGAACUCGAUAUCGAAGUUUCUCGUCUUAAAGAUUUGCCACCGAUUUCCGCCACCGUGAUUUGGGCAAGGCAAAUGCAAAGAAAAAUUCAUAGUGUUCUCAGUAAGCUUGACUUAAUUUUGGGAGCCGAAUGGGAGAAUUCUACCGAAGGAAUAAAGAUAAAUGCAGAAUGCAACAUUUUAUUAAAAAAAUUAGACGAAAAGAGAAUCAUAGACUCCUGGAUUAAAAAUUUGUCAUCCCAAGGAUCAAUUCUAGAUCAAUCUGUUCUCAAGAUAACAAAGACCGUUAAGGGCUACGCUGUUUCAGUUAACUUUGAUGUUUCUCUAGGUUUGGCCUUCAAAGAAUCGAGAAACUUGCUCUGGAUGGGGUUUACUCUUAAUCCAACUAUUAUGAAAAUUUCACGUACAAUCAGAAAUUUGUAUCCACACGCAAUAGAGUUGAGUGAACUGCUACAAACUUUUAUGUCUCUCUCCCUUGAACUCGAUGGGCUUGUAUUUUCGAAGUACCUGCUAAAAAUUGAGCUUGUUGAAACUUGGCAAUGUAUUGGUGAUGCUUUAAAUUAUACAUGGAAUGACGUAUUGAAUAUGGAAAGGCAUCGCGUUGCGCGCAUAAUAGAUUUUCCCGAUGCUUUUGACUCUCCAAUAUAUCAUGUCAAGGAGCACAUCAAUCGACUUGUGAGUCUUGUUCAGCAGCUUAAACCUGUGGAGGCAGAGCUAAAUUUGAAACUUGAAGAGCUAAGAAGUAAAAGUUUUAGUUUUAACCAGCUGAGCGAUGGUAUAAACGAAAUCCAGAAAAUAGUUGAACGCAUUGAGCUCAUUGGUUGUGAGGAUAUGGAUGCCUUUGUCCAAUCAAUUAACAAUCGCGUCGAGGAUAUUUUGUUUUCUCUCACCAUUGAGUAUUUAAUAGGAGAUAAUUUACCUAUUAAAGUUCACACGAUUUCGAUCAAAAAUGGGGUUAUUUUUCUUUCACCAUCACUUGAGGAAACGAAGUCAACAUGGGUAAAUUUCGUUCAACAAGUGAUUUUGACAGUAAUUCAUCAGAAGCUUGUUUUUUCCAGCUCUAGCGUCAUAUGGGAACCGCUGUCUCAGACCCAGACUUAUGGUCGGUCUCUUGCACACCGUCUCAAACAUGCCGUGAAUGCCUCGUUCAAAACAUAUGAAAGUAACUACAGAGAGAGCAAGAAGUAUUUCAAGUGCUGGCAAAAUUUUGGUGCCUUAUGGAAUCUAACUGAGGCCAAGCUCUCAUCAUUUGUUAAUGGAAAUCUCAAAAGAAGUUUACAGCUUCACAAUACUUUCUUGGAAUCAAAACGUAGGUUUCAGUCGAUGACUAGCACUUCCACCAGUACAAUGCAUAUGAUUUUCCACUAUAAUGAGGCACAACUUGUCGUUUCUGAUAAAUUCCACAAAUGGGAAGGUUGGAUUAAUUCGAACUUGUUAAAUCUUUAUGGUGAAACGUCACUCCAAUUACAUAAUGACUUGGAUCAAUCCCGAUUAUUCCUGGAAGAAAACCCCCUUGAUCUUACUUCUCUUCAAAAGAUAUCACAUUUGAUGGUGUUUAUUUCGAGAAUGAACGAGUCAUUUGAUGAAAAAACGAUAAUACUGAACCUUCUAAAAGAUUGCCGAAGGGCAAUUCACACAUCUCGUAUAAUAAUACCAACCGACUUCACUCACUAUGAGCAGUUAGAGUCAGACUUAAAGGCUCUGAGGAAGAUAACAUCAAUAAGGGAGUCCUCCAUACAUGAAAAUGAAAAAUUCAUUGCCUCACGUAUAGAGGCAGAAACUCUGAGGAUAGAGACAAGUACGGUUUCUCUGAAGAAAGCCUGGGAAAAUGAGAAACUCCUCUUCGCUAGCACUACUCCAAAUGAUGCCUUGACCCGUCUGAAACAUUAUGGUGAAUCGAUAAGCACUCUGAAUGAUGCGCUUACGAUUAUUGAACAGAUACUCAAGAAUAUUUCUAUACCCUACAAAUCAAGCAAUGGACUAGCACAACUUUCAGAGGAGGUCAAUGAUUAUAGCAGGGUUUGGUUGUCUAUUGAAAGACUGUGGAACUCUUCAGAGAGUAUUUUAUCGAAAACUUGGUCAACCAUUAAUAUUUCUGAAGUCGAAAAUGAAGCGAAAUCUUUACUACAGGAGUCAGAAAGUCGCGGUUCAAGUGAUAUUCAAUAUGGGAUGUUUCAAAAUAUUGUAGAUUCAACAAAAAAUCUAAUAUCCUGUGCCCCGCUUCUUUUCGAGCUUGAAGAGUGUAACAUUGAAUAUCGACAUUGGCGGUUUCUUUUCCAAACCUUGAGUGACCUCGAUUUGUCAGAUGAUGCUAUAGAAAAUCAAAACUUCACUUUGAGAGAUGUAUUAACUUUGAAUCUUUUACUUAAUGAACAGUACAUUCACGAUAUAGUGAGACGUGCCAAAAGUGAACAAGUGAUCAGCCAAUCAAUUGAAACAAUACAAAAUUACUGGAAGCAAUCUGAAUUUACGACAUUCAAGCACAAAAGUGGACUCACGAUAAUUAAGAAUUGGGCUCAUUUAUUUGAAAGAUGCAACGAAGAUCUAGAAAUUCUGGAAAGUAUGAAGGCGUCUCCUUAUUUCAAGAUUUUCGAACAGGACGCGCUUGAAAUAGAAACUAAACUCUCGGCAUUGAACGACCUUUUCACUUCGUUAGUUGAGGCACAGAAGCUUUGGAUGUACAUGUAUGAGGUACUCGGAGAGAAUGAUUCCAUAAAAUCAGUUUUGCAAGCUGAAUCAAUUAAGUUUAAUAGCAUAACUGCUAAUUUUAAGACUGUACUUGAUGAAAUUCUCAAAGUUAACGCCGUUUUAGAUAUUCUGCAUCAGAGUAACUGCAUGAUUUCUUUAAAAAGAAUUACAGAAUCGCUAAACAACGUUGGGCGUGCCUUGAAUGACUAUCUAGAACUACAAAGAAAGCUUUUCCCUCGUUUCUAUUUUGUAGGGAAUGAUGACUUACUCCAGAUCAUUGGUGCAGGGACUGAUCUCAGAUUACUUUCAAAUUUACUUGAAAAAUUGUUUUCAGGUGUUUCACAGGUAGAGUAUCACGAAAACACUAUCUUAGGUGUAUUUUCCUCCGAGGGUGAAUCACUUACAUUCGAAAAGCCGAUUGAAAUUACUUCAUCAACUCUAUUGCAUGGGUGGAUGUCUCAGUUGGAUCUCGAGAUUAAACUGACGCUUUCAGCUUCUGUUGAACAAUGCAUCAAAGAAAACGGGUGGGCGAACGAAAAAAAAAUCCCAUUUAUUCUAAAAAAGUAUACAUACCAGGUGCUACUUCUUUCUUUACAAAUAUUUUGGAGCGAAGAAGUCAAAUGUUGUAUUAAAAAUUCCUCAUUUGAAAAGAUUGAACUUCAGUUUACACGCAUUGUCAAUUGUCUUUUGACACUUCUUGAAUUGCAAGAACUUGAACAUGAGCGAAGAAAAGUUGAAAAUCUUAUCAUUGAAGGGAUUCAUAUGUGCGACGUUGUUCACAAUUUGAGAAAUGCUGCUGAUUGGCAUAUUGCCGAAUGUAUAUGGGACAAAACACAGAAGUUCAAUUAUGACUCGGCGGAGGAGGACCCUUUAAAAAAAAUCAGCAUAGAACUAGCGGGCCAUUCAUUCCAUCACGGCUUGGAAUACAUCGGGGUCCCUGAAAGAAUCAUAUACACACCACUUAUGGAAAACUGCUGCGUCUCUAUGAUACAUGCCUUGAGCCAACAUCUGGGUGGCUCACCUUUUGGACCUGCAGGGACAGGCAAAACCGAAACAAUCAAAGCUCUCGGACAGAAUUUUGGGCGGAUGGUCAUCGUAUUGAAUUGUGAUGACUCUUUUGACUUUCAAUCGAUGGGCCGACUUUUGUUUGGAAUUGCACAAAUAGGAGCUUGGAGCUGUUUUGAUGAAUUCAAUAGGCUCGAAGAAAACAUAUUAAGUGCAGUAUCGACGCAGAUAGAAUUGAUACAAAAGGCACUUAUCAAUGAGCAACCAGUAAUCGAAAUGCUAGGGAAAAAGGGCAAUCUUAAUAGGAACACUGGUUUAUUUGUUACAAUGAAUCGCGGUUAUGAUGGAAGAUCAGAACUACCUGAAAAUUUAAAAAAGAAAUUUAGAGAGUUUAAUAUGAAGAAACCCAACAAAGCUGUAAUUACUGAUGUUUUGUUGCGUAUAUUGAGAUUGCCAGAUUCAUCUCUUAUGGCUGAAAGAGUUGUAAAACUUUUCAAAUGUCUAGAGGAGCGCUGUAGUAAUCAAAAACAUUAUGAUUUUGGAUUAAGGGCCUUGAAAGGCGUUUUAAAAAACUGCAGAACACUUUUGAAGGAAGACGCAGAAAUUUCGAAUAAUGAUAAUGUUCUCAUUAGAAGUUUAUGCCACAUGGUUCUUCCUAAGUUGACAACAGAAGAUGAAGAAAUAUUUUAUCAUCUCAUUUCCGAUACAUUUGGCGUAUCAACAAAUGAUGACAUUGGGACACUUUGGAUAAAUCGAAUAAAUGCCGUUUGCUCAGAGCAUAAUUUAACACCCACCUCAAGUUUUUUAAAGAAAUGCGUUCAGUUCUAUUAUGUCCAAAGAACGCAGCAAGCCAUUAUAUUAGUUGGCGAGGCAGGAUUUGGAAAAACAUCUGUCUGGAGAACAAUGAUAGAUGCUAUGAAAGCAGCAGAUGCGAUUGAGAACGCUGUUUUUGUGAUCGACUCUAAAGUUUUGACAAAGGAACAACUUUAUGGAAAUCUAGACCCAAUAACAUUUGAAUGGACUGAUGGGCUUUUCACUGCAAUAAUUCGCAAAAUUAAUAUUAAUUCCAUGGGAACCUACGAUCAGAUGCGUAUUUGGGUUGUAUUUGAUAGUGAAUUAGAUCCAAAUUAUGCCGAAACAUUGAAUAGUGCCUUGGACGAUAACAAACUGUUAACACUUCCUAACGGUGAACGUUUGAAAAUACCCUCAAACUUGCACAUUAUUUUUGAGGUACAAAGCCUUAAAUAUACUACCCCCGCUACCAUUAGUAGGUGUGGUAUGAUUUUUUUCGGCGAAGCAUUAUAUUCAUAUGAAGAACUGCUCACCUUUCUUCUAAAAGAAGAAAUCAAUAAAAUGAGAUUGUAUGCCACUUUUACUUCAGGACAUUUGCACAAUUUUGAGAAAAUCGUUGAAACCACAUUAAUAAAUGGCUCUCUCUCAUCAUUGGUUGACGAAGCUUCGAAUUUAUCACACAUAAGUGAUUUUGAUAUUGGCAGAGUCUUGAGGACGUUUGUGAAGCUGAUAUGCGUUCAGGUUUGUGAAUACAACCAAAAAAAUGAAAGCAAUUGUGACUUUCAAGUGUUUGUAAGAAAACAAAUUUGUAUAACCUUACUAUGGUCCAUGGCUGGUGACUGUGCAGCAGAGGAUAGACUAAAAAUUGGCAAGGUUAUUUUAAAACUGCUUAAUGAAGAUGAACCUCUGUUAGUUGAGGGACUUCCGCUAGAUGAAUUCAUGAUAUCAAUAGAAGACAACAGCUGGAUUUCAUUAAGUUCGACUGUUUCCCCUAUGUCUCUAGAACCCCAGGAGGUUCUGUUACCCCACAUCAUAAUUCCCACCAUCGACACUGCAAAGCAUGAAUCUCUUUUCUUUCAAUUACUGGAAUCCAAUCAACCUUUCAUUUUGUGUGGACCUCCCGGGUCUGGUAAAACGAUGUCACUUUUUAAUGCCCUAAAAACGUCUAACAAGUUUGAGGUUAUUGGCUUGACAUUUUCAAAAGAAAUGUCGGUGAGAUCAUUUUUGAAAACAUUAACGCAACACACCGUAUGCUCUAAAAACUUUCAAGGAACUGUUAUGAAACCCAAAUUGUUAGGUAAAGAAUUGGUGAUUUUCUGUGACGAAAUAAAUUUGCCCGAGUUAGACAAAUACGGUUCCCAGCCGCUUAUUUUACUUCUUCGACAGCUAAUAGAAAAAAAUGGCUUUUGGGAUACAAAUGGAAAAACUUGGAUUUCGGUAGAGGGGAUCCACAUCGUGGGUGCUUGUAACCCUUCUGAUAACAAUUCAAGAAUUCAAAUGACCAAAAGGUUUACAAGGCACACCACAAUAAUUAUGGUUGACUAUCCCGGUAAAUCAUCUUUAACUCACAUUUACACUACGUUUUUCAAAGCACUGUUCAAAUUGGUACCGAAUUUUAGAGAUUUUUGUGGUGAUUUUGCAAAUGCAUCAAUUGACAUUUACUACAAAUGUCAGGAAAGAUUUUCAAACCGGGACCAUUACAUUUUCUCUCCCCGAGAAUUGACCAGAUGGGUAAAAGGCAUGUACAAUAUUUUGAUUGACUCUUCUCAAAUGUCGUUCAUUCAACUAAUUGAAUGCUGGAUUUAUGAAGCUUCGCGUAUCUUUUCUGAUCGAUUAGUUGAAGACUCCGAGAAGGCUGAAUUUCGAUGCCUUCUUAUUUCGGUGAUUUCUAUUCACUUCAAACAUCAAUUUGACGAAACCACGAACUUCUCUGACAUCCUGUUUUCUGAUUGGAUUUCACUUGGAUAUAGACCAGAGAGCAGAUUGGCUCUAACAGACUUUAUAAAAGAAAGACUAAAUGUAUUCAGUGAAGAAGAAUUGAAUACCGAGCUUAUUCUCCACAAUGACAUGGUGGAUCAUAUGUUGAGGAUAGACCGAGCGCUUAAACAAGUUCAAGGGCAUUGUAUUUUGGUAGGACCGAGCCGCAGCUGCAAAGCAACGCUAACGAGAUUUGUAUCGUGGAUGAAUGGCUUGCAGGUGGUUCAACUCAAUAUUCAUCGCAAGUUCAACCUGGAUGAUUUUGAUGCCUUUCUGAGGCGCACGUUACUGAAAUGUGCUGUAGAUAAUCAAGGAAUUUGUCUAUUGAUAGAUGAAUCCAAUAUCCUCGAGUCUGCGUUUUUGGAGCGUAUGAAUACCCUGUUAGCAAACUCAGAUAUUCCUGGUCUUUUUGAAUCCGAUGAUCACGAUGAUUUGAUUUUAAAAAUCUCACGAAAAGUGAAUCAGCUUGGUCUCCUGAUUGACUCCGAGCAAGAAAUGUAUGCUUGGUUUAUUCAACAGAUUUCGAAAAAUUUACACGUUGUUUUCACGAUUAAUGAUCCCAAUCAAGAGCGUAGCGGAUACGUACUUAAAUCACCUGCACUUUUCAAUAGGUGCAUAUUGAACUGGAUGGGGGAAUGGUCAGUGGAGGCUUUGAUUACAAUUGCCACUAAAAUGUUGGAAUGGACGCCAAUUGAUGAAGGCGUGUAUGAAUCACCAAACACAUUAAAAGAUUCAGCUUUAUUUAAGAAGCCUGAGACUUUUAAACAGGCAGUAAUUAAUGUAAUUGUCACUCUUCAUAAAGAUUAUGAGAAAUACAUUGGUGACUCUACUCCUGGUCUAUUUAUUGACACCAUCAAGUCUUUCCAAGAGUUAUUUGCCAAGGAAGUAGAAAGCUUGGAACAGCGACAACGGUUUACGGGUGUUGGGUUGGAUAAUCUCAGGGAAACUGUUUUCAAGAUCAAGCGACUAAGUGAAAUUCUUGAACAAAAACAAGCAGAAUUAAAAGAGAAAGAGUUGGAAGCAAGAAAAAUGCUGGAUACUAUGCUGGUCGACCAAAACGAGGCAGAAAGGAAACAGGAAGCAUCUAUCGAAAUUCGUAAAAUUCUCGAAAGUCAAGAAAAGGAAAUACGUGACCGGAGGUCCCUACUAAUUGCAGAUCUAGCUACCACGGAGCCCGAAAUACAAGCUGCCCAAAGAGGCGUCAAAGACAUCAAAAAGCAGCAAUUAACUGAGCUUAGGUCCAUGUCGAAUCCUCCGAAUGCGGUCAAGGUAACAUUAGAAGCAGUGUGCAUAAUUCUUGGUUAUCGCGUUCGAGAUUGGAAGGAUAUUCAACUUUUCAUUCGAAAAGACGAUUUCAUAACUAGCAUCGUGAAUUACAACACAGAGGAGAUGAUGACCACCAAAACGAGAGACUAUAUUGAACGUGAAUAUUUGUGUCGAACUGAUUUCAAUUAUUCUAGCGUAAACCAUGCAAGUAAAGCAUGUGGGCCUCUUUAUCGCUGGAUAGUGGCACAAGUCAAAUUUUCAUCAAUGCUAAUAAAAGUCGAGCCCUUGAAAAAUGAGGUCGCAGCUAUCGAGAAUGAAAUUCUACAAACCCGGGCUAGACUUCUUGCAGCAGAAGAUAUGAUAUCUGAUUAUAACGUGAUGAUAGAAAAAUCCAAAAAUGAGUAUAGCAAAAUUAUUCGGGACAUUGAACAAAUCAAAUCAGAACUUAAAUCGGUGGAAUUGAAGGUAAAUCGUUCAAAGAAUCUUUUAACUAGCUUAACUUCGGAAAAACAACGAUGGAUGAAUAGCACUAAAAGCUUCAUUACUGCAGGCAAAAACUUAGUGGGCAAUUGUAUACUGGCUGGAUUUUACGCCACACACUGCGGUUUCCACGAUCAGAAAUCACGUUUUGCUCUUUUGAAAAAUUGGAGGAUGGCUUUAAGCAAUUACAACAUAAGUUAUGAUACGAACUUCAACUUUUGCGGAGAAAUGGUAAACGCUUUCGAACGUACAAAAUGGGUUUCAUAUGGGCUGCCUAAUGAAGAGUUAUAUAUUGAGAACUUUUACUUAUUACAGCAUGGACUUCAUUACCCUUUCAUUAUUGAUCCUCUUUGCAAAGUCAUAGAAGUUCUCCAAAAUAUUCCUUCUUUAAAAUUGACUGUCACUAGUUUUUUGGACGAAGGCUUUAUUAAAAAGGUACAGAAUACGCUUAGGUUUGGUGGAUAUCUGCUCUUAGAGGACGGCGAGUUUUUUGAUCCAAUUCUAUCCAAGGUGGUGGCAAAAGAAUUUAAAAUUGCAGGUGGCCGUCAAACUGUCCAGCUAGGUGACAAUGAAGUAGACGUUUCUCCAGACUUUUUCCUGAUCAUUCAUACAAAGGAUCAAAACUACGAAAUCCCACCGUACCUCAAAGCUCGAACAACUGUAAUUAAUUUUUCGAUCAACAAAGGAAGUAUCGAGUCUCAAGCUCUAAAAAUUGCAUUAUGUAAGGAAAAACCUGAUAUUCACAACAAGCGUCAAGAACUCAUCAAGCUUAAUAGUGAAUACAACAUUCGUUUACACCAAUUGCAGACGCAACUUUUGGAAAUUUUGAAUGGUAACGAUGCGGAUAUUUUAGAAAACGAUGUUCUUGUGAGUACCCUAGAAGAACUUAAAGCUCAGUCUGCAGAAAUCGAAGCGCGGAUAAAGGAUACCACUGGAGUUAUCGAAGAAGUUGAGAAUAUUGUAAGCGAAUACAGCUCACUGGGCGAACACGCUGUUACGCUUUAUUCGGUAUUAGAAAAGAUGUCCUCAAUUCAUUGGUCAUAUAGCAUUACGGUAUCUCAUUUCAUGCAAUGUUUCCAAAAAAUCUUUGAAUAUGAUUUAAGUGCAGAGGGAAAUACGAGCAGAGUUGAACAUUUAGUCCUUCUCUUGUACCAACAGACAUUUGCAAUGUUUUCACCAAAUUUUGUGAGCAACGACAAAAUGGUUUUUGCUACUUUACUUUAUGCUGUCUAUUACAUAUCUCGAGAAAGUCAAACCUUUCAAGCAGCAUUCACAAAGGCGCUUCUCUUGAUAAAAGAAGGUUCAAACAGGGUUGACAAAGUUCUAGAAAUUUUGAGAGUAAGAGAUAUAGAAGAGAUUGCUUCAAUCUACACAGACUUCCAAAAUUUGAUCUAUCACAUAGACAAGGGCAACCAGCUCAUUGGGUUUGCAAAAUUGGCUGAGUUUUUGAAUGGUACGAAGUGUUAUUCAUUAAACGACUACGUCUCGAGCUCCAAUUCAACUCAUAUUAUAGUUGCUUCUGAACCCGGCUCAGACAGCACGUAUCGAAUUCAAAGUCUAGCAUCAAAAUUCUCUAAAAAUAUCACUUCAAUUGCUCUAGGGUCUACGGAGAGCACAUCAAUGGCGGAGACGGAGAUAUCACGUUGUAGUGAAGUAGGAGAGUGGAUAAUUUUGCAGAACUUGCAAAUGUCAAUGCACUGGAUAAAAUCGGUGCUACCAAACCGCUUAGAAGUGUUAGCAAGUGAUAAGCGCACAUCUGUAAACUUUAGAGUUUUCAUGACGUGCGAUUUGCAUGGCACACCUCUGCCCCAACCUUUACUACAAACAAGCUACAAGGUGGUUCACGAGAAAGAAAAUAACGUGAUACGUACCGCUAUAGAGGUAUGGCAAAUUGCUGCAAAUGUUACCACCUCGUGGACCUCCACCCAAGUUCAUUUUGCAUUUUUGCUCACCUGGUUUCAUGCAUUGCUAGUAGAGCGGUGUAGAUUUUAUCCUGUGGGAAUGCACGAAAAAUACGAAUUUAAUGAUUCAGAUUUCAGUGCUGCGUUGGCGUAUUUUAAUAUGAUAUACGCUUCAGUGACACAUCAGCGACAUACCAUUGACCCCGCGAAAAUUCCGUGGGAGAUCAUUCGAUACAACAUUGCCACAAUCAUCUAUGGAGGGAAAAUCAGUGAUGAACAUGACCUUUUGGAAUGUAAUGCACUGGCCUGUCGUUUAUUUCGAGAAGAGACACUUCAUGGUGCCUUCGAAAUUGUUCCAGGCAUUGUUGCACCUCAGGAUGAUUUUAGUUGGAGAAGUGUUCAAGAAUGGUUUCUCAAAUGCCCUAUUCCUGAUAGCUAUACAAGCUGGGUUGGUUUACCAUUGGAAAUUGAGAAGGAGCAUCAACUUAUUCAAGCAAAACGAAUUGCUGGCCUUGUGAUUGAUAUGUUAGGAAAUUUUUAA